Poecile atricapillus (Black-capped chickadee) is the source of this 1190-nucleotide messenger RNA. RefSeq names its product V-type proton ATPase subunit S1-like protein. Gene Ontology annotation, cellular component: proton-transporting V-type ATPase complex. Bases 6 to 1043 code for a protein of 345 amino acids. NCBI's taxonomy places the organism in Eukaryota, Metazoa, Chordata, Aves, Passeriformes, Paridae. The record is from RefSeq and is a predicted model, not a curated record. The transcript has 7 exons.
CUCCGAUGGAGCGGAGCGGGGCUGCCCUGCGGCUCCUGCAUCUGCUGCUGCAGCUCCUGCAGCUGCUGCAGCUCACCUGCACCGACAGCAGCACCGCCGGGAACGGUUCACAUGGAUUUUCAGACCAAGAAUCUCUCCAGAGAGAUGGUCAGCAUUACAGUGGUCAUGUGAAGCCAAACAUCAGUCAGGUGGCAAUUGCACAGGCUGUCAGCUACAACUCGAGCAGGGCAGGACAGUGGGGAGCAGCGCCCCGGAGGCCGUUCCCCCAUGGCCACUCCAGCCCCCUGAAUGUCACCAUCAAUGGCACCCCCUGCAUCCUGUUCUGGGCCAAGAGGAUCAUCAUCAGGCUGGAGAACCACACCCAGCUGGAUUUGACAGAGAGGACCUUCGGUGUCCAUGCCACCGUGGACGUUGGGGACUCAAACUGCAGCGAGGACAGCGCCACGCUUUCCCUGAAGUUUGGUGAUAUUGGCAACCUAAAGGGACUUGUUAUCAGGCUCCUGUUAACCACCAGCUCCUACCAGCUGUCUGUGCAGAGCUGGUUCAGCUUGCACAGGCUGCAGCUGCUGUACAACCACUCGCUGCAGGCCAGCUUCAACGCCACGGGGAUCCGCGCGCCGGCCGCCUACUCCUUCCACUGCGAGCACGUCAGCAGCCUGCACAGAUACGAUGCUCUGCUCGUCCCCAGCUCUGCAGAUGACCUCUCACACCUCUGGGAGGUCACCUUCAUCGACUUCCAGAUUCAGGGUUUUAACGUUCAAGAAGGACAUUUUGCCUACGCCAGAGACUGUGCAUCCUUCCUCUCCCCAGCCAUCCUGAUGGGGUUGGUGAUGUCCCUGGUUCUGCUGCUGGUCCUGGCCUAUGCUCUGCACAUGCUCAUCCACCUGAAAUCUCUCGACAGGCACUAUGAAAGCAAAGCUUCUCCUGGCUAUUUUGCACAGAUGAAAGACAGUGACAUGGGGGAUGAGAAGGAGCCACUGAGAAACAGUGGAAAUGAGUCCUAUGAACUCAGGAACCAACAGUUUGGUAAAAUAUAUAUUUAGCAGCCUGUAUCUGUCUCAGUGAAACAAGAGCUGCUUUCUUCUGCUGGCACUAUGUGGUCUGUGGAGAUUUUCUUACCAGCUGGUGAGAGGAAAAGCAGGUAACAGAUUGUUUAGCCAGUUAUUCACUGGUAAUCAUCUCAAAGAUGC